GGAAUUCCCGGGCCCCGCGCAGCCCGUCUGGGGCCUGGGGAGGGGGGUCCUUUCGUCCCUGUGGAGGGGCCGGCGCCGCCGAGGAGCCCUCAAGGCUCCGGGGUCGGCUUCCCGGCGUGGUAAGAGGAGACCCCUCCGCAGCCGGACCCGCGAGGGCCCCUGGGCUGAGUAGCCCCGGGCUGAAGGGCCGUGGCUGCCGGCGGGGCCGCAUCGUCCUGUGCGCGCUGGGCUCAGCCGAUCCCGGGCAGCUUCCCGCCGGGAUUGCUGGCCUGCGGGCUAUGAAUGGGGGGUGUGCCCGUGUGCUUCGCGGUGGUUCCCUGGCCUGCAGGCGGGCGUGCCCCUGGUGCGUCCUGAUGUGCCUCUGUGUGCCAGAAAUUCAUUCGUGUCAGUGCUUGAAUAAACCUUCUCCCAACUUCAGGCACUCAGAGGGAAGUACGAUGUCCUUGUCUGGGAACAGCUCCGGCUGAACGUGUGCGCGUUUGGCUGUCUCCUAGGAGAGAAAUAGUGAGGCUGUGAGGACAAGUAACAGGGAUUAGAAUAGGGGGAGAGAAUAUGAUACUAGGAGAUACCUCAGAAGUAUAUAAGUGUCUAAAAGGAGGGUAUGAAGAGAAUGGAGCCAGGCUCUUCUCGGUGGUGACAAGAGGCAACUUAUGCCCAGGAAGUUCCACCUAACGUGAGGUGGCCAAGCACUGGAACAGAUUGCCCAGAGAGAUUGUGGAGUCUCCCUCACUGGAGAUAUUCAAGAGCUGUGUGGACACAGUCACAACGCACACAGCAAAGUGCUCUGGGAUGACCCUGCUUGAGCAGGGAGGUUGGAUCAGAUAACCCACUGUGUGCCCUGGCAACCUGACCCAUUCUCUGAUUCGGUGAAAAACCAAACUGAAAUUUUAAACUGGCUACCACUGUUCACUUCUUACGACCUUCCUCGGUGCUGUGAAGGUGAUUGCUAAAUCCUUAAGGGAGUGGUAGUGACCUUGAGGUUUUAUUUUCUGAAUCAUGGAAGUUAUGGGAAUAUUUCAUGGGAGCAAAUGCAUGCUAUUAAACUUUUUCUGAACUUAGCUUUUAUGGUUCAUAAGAUAUUUUUGAUUCAACAGUUACAAAAAAGUUAUGUGCACAGUGACAGCUGUUUAGUAGUUGUUUAGAGAAGUCUUUCAUCUCCUGUUCAGUCACCUGUCACUCGGCUACAGAUGGAUUAUGAUGUGAAUUUACGCUGGAUUUGGUAGGCAGAAGUGAGACUUCUUAUGGUGCAAAAGAUGGCAGUAAUUUUUCAGAAAGAAAGUCUUAUUUUUGUGGUAGUUAUUUUGUUUGUUUUCAUUGGAUUUGGUUGUAAAGGCACCAGAUUUGCAGGUAAAAUGUAUAUUGACUUUUCUAAACAGCUCUACAAAGUUGGGCUGAAGUCUAAAAAAAAAUUCGAAAGAGAAUGGUUUGCCUACUCAUUAUUUGUUAUGUGUGUAAACCAUAUAAUCAUAUGCACAAUAAUCAUCUGUGCUCUCUGUUGUCUAAUGCUGAUGCAAGACUUUUAAAAAUAGUUAGAGAGGAAAGACUCCACACCCUGUGUCCCUAUGUUCUGUUCUGUCUUCCCAGUCUUGUAUGAACAUUGCACCCGUACCUUCAUCUGCACUUGUACAUAGUCUGUGGCUGAUUCAGAAGAAGACUGCAAGUUGACUCAUCCUCUCUUGGAAGAGAUGCAGAAUCAUCAGUGAUGGAGACCCCCACCCCCAGCUCCGUGCACCUGAGUGACUGGCAGAGAAGUUACUUUGCUAUUACCUCUGACACCUGCACACCUGCACAGAAGGCAGAUGAGUACCGUGCCAAAAUCCUGCGUAUUCAGUAUGCAUGGGCAAACUCUGAGAUCUCCCAGGCCUGUGCUGCCAACCUGUUCAAAAAGUAUGCGGAGAAAUACUCUGCGAUUAUUGACUCUGGCAACGUGGAGACUGGCUUGAAUAACUAUGCGGAAAACAUUUUGACUUUGGCAAAGUGUCAGCAGAAUGACAGUGACAAGUGGCAAUCUGCUUUGACAACAGAUAAUGUAUUUGAAUUAAAGUGUGUGCAAGAGAGGAUGCAGGCUGGCAAAAUUUUCCAGAGCUCUCAGAUGGCACCAACAGAUGCCUGUGUACAAGCUGAUAAAGGGGUCAGUGCCUCCGCUGCUCCAGCUCUUUCUAAACUCAGUGUCUUAGGCAGUGCCGGAGAGACUGAGCUCUGUGCUGGCUCAGCAAAAUGUGCAAGUCAGGGACCAGAUCUCCUGGAGCAUCCCUCAUCUUCAAAGUCUCUUCAAAGCCGUGUGCCCCCUGUGACCAAAACUUCAGAUACACUGCUUGCUGCUUCAGCCUCCUUAAGCAAAAGGGUUCAACCAGUUUUCCAGGCAACUCCACUGUUUGGAAGUAAAGAAGCCACAAGUAGUAGUUCUCUGAAAAUGUCGGGUAACUCUUGUGAUGGGCAAAAUUUGUCUCUUUUUAACCAGUCAGCUGCACCUGCUUGGUCUGCAAGUUCUGGGAAAAGAAAAGCAUUCUAUGGUCUGGCUGAUGAAAGCAGCACAGUUAUUCCUAGCCUUGCUCCAUGCCAGCCUCUCAUUAGCACCGAAACCAGUAGUUUUUCAGGGCAUAGAAACAGAAAUGAAGAGAGCAGUGCUCCAGGUUUUAAAACUGCAAAAGAACAGCUGUGGGUGGAUCAGCAAAAGAAAUCUCAAAACCAACCCCAGCGUGCACCAGUCUCAUCAUAUGGAGGUGUAAAAAAAUCUCUGGGUGCAGGCAGGUCUCGGGGUCCAUUUGGCAAGUUUGUUCCUCCAGUUCCAAAGCAAGAUGGAAGUGAAAAUGAAGGAGCACAGUGUAAACCUCACACAAGAGAACCAACAGAUUCAUUGUUGCCUGUAGAUGAACGGCUGAAAAACAUAGAACCAAAAAUGGUUGAGCUCAUUAUGCAUGAGAUCAUGGACCACGGGCCCCCAGUCAACUGGGAUGACAUCGCUGGAGUUGAGUUUGCUAAAGCUACUAUAAAGGAAAUAGUAGUCUGGCCUAUGCUGAGGCCAGACAUCUUCACUGGGUUGCGUGGUCCUCCUAAAGGAAUUCUGCUCUUUGGCCCCCCUGGGACUGGCAAGACUCUCAUAGGCAAGUGCAUUGCAUGCCAGUCUGGAGCAACUUUUUUUAGCAUCAGUGCCUCUUCUUUGACUUCCAAAUGGGUGGGUGAGGGGGAAAAGAUGGUCCGUGCACUGUUUGCUGUGGCACGAUGUCAACAGCCAGCAGUGAUUUUCAUUGAUGAAAUUGAUUCUCUUCUGUCUCAGCGUGGGGAGGGGGAGCACGAGUCGUCGAGAAGAAUAAAAACUGAAUUUCUGAUCCAGUUAGAUGGGGCAACGACCUCCUCUGAAGAUCGUAUUCUAGUGGUUGGGGCAACAAAUCGACCCCAAGAGAUCGAUGAAGCUGCCCGAAGGAGACUGGUAAAGAGACUGUACAUCCCUCUUCCAGAGGCCUCAGCCAGGAAGCAGAUUGUUACUUGUCUCAUGUCCAAGGAGCACUGCUCCCUAAAUGAAGAGGAAAUUGAACUUAUAGUUAAGAAAUCCGAUGGGUUUUCUGGGGCAGACAUGACACAGCUCUGCCGGGAAGCGUCUCUGGGCCCCAUCCGCAGUCUGCAGUCCAUGGACAUUGCAACCAUCCUGCCAGAGCAAGUACGGCCCAUCGCUUUCCUGGAUUUUGAGAGUGCCUUCAGGACUGUCCGGCCCAGCGUCUCCUCCAAGGACCUGGAGCUCUAUGAAACCUGGAACCAGACAUUUGGCUGUGGUAGAUGAACUGCAUCCUAACUGUUACACAGGAACAUUCCUUUAAUACUGCCACGUAUUAAACGUGGUAAUUCAGAGUUGUCUGCACUUCUUUUUGUUUCUGUCUGGGAAUUAAACCUUCUUACAUUAUGCAGGCAAAUGUCCAGGCUCUGGCCUGAGGUUUUGCCAGCUGAAAAGACCGUGAGGAACUACUGGUCACAAGAUGAAAAAUUGCUGAACACCGGUAACAGUGAGAAGCUGACAAAAUUUACAGAUAGUUGCUGUGAAAGAUGGACAAAUUUCACUGGUAUUUAAGGGAAGGUGGUCAAACCUCACAUAUAAUUGAAGGGAAUACUGGGGGGAAUCUUGCAAAGCAAAGCUCACCAUGUUGUAUUGGAAGAGGAUCCAAGUAAUAUCAGAAAUAGCAAUUUUGGGUAGAGAUGUAGCAAAACUGAGAUUAAUGGGGAAAAGUAGUUAGAAACGCAUUUUUUAGGAGGAGACAGGAGCAGAGGGAGAAAGGACCAAGGUGGAUGUGGAGUUGCAUGGAAAAAUAAAAGGGGGAAUAAAAGGGGAAAGUCUCUUGAGCAGUACUGUUGCCAGCCUUGUGACACAUCACUGCAGUCUAUCCCAGCUUCUUAUUAAAAACUUUUUCUGAUGA
Pseudopipra pipra is the source of this 4406-nucleotide messenger RNA. It is a transcript of the gene FIGNL1, whose product is annotated as fidgetin like 1. Gene Ontology annotation, molecular function: ATP binding; microtubule severing ATPase activity; ATP hydrolysis activity. The record is from RefSeq and is a predicted model, not a curated record. NCBI's taxonomy places the organism in Eukaryota, Metazoa, Chordata, Aves, Passeriformes, Pipridae. Bases 1703 to 3778 code for a protein of 691 amino acids. The transcript has 2 exons.